This is a messenger RNA of Mytilus trossulus (common blue mussel), 625 nucleotides long. RefSeq names its product complement C1q-like protein 4. Lineage: Eukaryota; Metazoa; Mollusca; Bivalvia; Mytilida; Mytilidae. The coding region runs from base 26 to 589 and encodes 187 amino acids. Gene Ontology annotation, molecular function: protein binding. The transcript has 3 exons. The record is from RefSeq and is a predicted model, not a curated record.
ACUACCAUUCAACCUGACAGAAAGCAUGAGGUUUAUUGCCUUAAAACUUGUUGGAUUUAUAGUCCUUUCAACAGUCAGUGCUCAGAAAGCUUGCACUAAAAAUGUCAACUUGUGGAAAAGCAUACAAUAUCAGCUUAAGUUAGCAGAGAAAACAGAUGGUUGGUGUAAUUGUGGGACAACAGAAAUGCAUGGUAACAAAAGAGUCGGAUUUCUGGCUAGAUUUUCUAAAAAUCAAAGAAAUGUACAUAAUGGAGCCACUUUGGUAUUUGAUAAGGUAGUUACCAACACUGGUUCUGGAUACGAUGCUUCCACUGGACAGUUUGUUGCACCGUACGAAGGUCUUUAUUAUUUCUCUUGGACCGUUCUAACUGGCACAUCCACAUACUUCAUUUCAGAUAUCUUUCAUAAUGGUAACAAAAUUGCUAGUAACUUCUCUGAUGGAACAGGAAUAUCGACGGGACAUAUUUCAGCUUCACAAAGCGUUCUGCUACAGCUUACAGCUAAAGACCGAGUUUACAUAAAGACUCAAAGGACUGGACAAUUUAGAUAUGGUGAAGCAUGGACAACUUUCAGUGGAUUUAAAAUCUAAUAUCUUGUCUAAAUGUUAAUCAAAUAAACAAAUGCA